AUGAGAGCCUGCGACAAAAAAUCCGGACAGGAUAAAUUCGAAGCUUUCAAAAUAUUGGCAACGGCUAGUCCUAGUCACCUCGCUUAUGUAUACACGGAAUUAGAGACUAUAUCUGGAUAUUCAGUUGAAAAGACUAUUGAACACGAAUACAGUGGUGACAUGAAAACUCUUUUGUUGGUGAGUUUUUUGAAAUAUAAUUAUGUCGAAUUCAGAAAUCCAAUCAAAUACAGUAACUUCAAUAAUCAUAAACAUCAUAAUAUUUUAUUCACAUUCCUAUCAAACGAGACUGGUUAA
Molecule: messenger RNA, 294 nt
Organism: Haemonchus placei
Lineage: Eukaryota; Metazoa; Nematoda; Chromadorea; Rhabditida; Trichostrongylidae
Source: the annotation of a GenBank genome assembly